CCCCCCCCCCCAGAUGUUAGCCAUGCAAAUGAGUUACUCGUGAUGCAAAGUCAUCAGCGCUGUUGCUUGGCCUUGGAGGGCUUAAAACGUGGCUCUUUGGCGCCGUCUUGAGGACUUAUUCAAUAGUGACACGUCAAGGAAAUCCACGAGUGUUUCGCGGGGCGCUCUUUCCAUCUCCGACACCGUCCCCGUCACCUAUCCGACUCCGACAGUGUCCUCCUCACUUUUUCUCCGUCCGUCUUCAUUCCCUUUCAAAACCACCAUGGGAGCAAGAUUGUCGCGUUUCACCAAACGAGCUGUGGAGAAAUCACGCGAAAGUGCAUCCAGUCUUUGUUCGGAUCUCUUUUUAAAUAUUAACAAGUUGACAUGUCAUUUCUGACAGCAGGGAGAGAACGAUUUACCGGCUCCACGAGAGGAACGCGUUUGGACCUUAAAGUGCAUCAGCAUCACUGCGAGUCCUCCCGAGUUUGCGCAACUAUUAAAGGAGACCAUUGCGUCUCUCGUACGGACGAGCGCCCCGCUCCAGAGUGCACGAAGGGAUUCGGGAGCGACCCGCAUCGGAACAUGUACCACCCGAGAGCAGAGGCGGUCCCGUCCUAUAGGACUCUCCCUGGUUCCGUGGGAGAGCGCAUCGUGUCCUUGAGCGACACCUUGCGCAAAAAUCGCGGUCUCGGGAGGUCCGAGAGCAAAGAUGCGUGCUGUGAAAGAUGCUCGGCCACCCUUGUCGCUCUCAAGAAACAAGCGCUCAGUCUUUCUGUGCACCAUCACUUCUCCUGUCAGGACACGAGUGACCUGUGCGCAUUCCUCCAAGACAACCUCCGUGUCCACAGCCGGUCCAGCCCAGAGUCCAGAGACCGGGGCAGGGAGCUGGGUAAAUGCGCCACCUGUGGCACAAUGCUGAGCCAGCUCAAACGCGAGGCAGCGCACUUGGCUCUCAACGGAGGUCAUGAGUUACCCGGCGCCAGGACUGCCGCGCCGCUCGGCGACCGAUCCGCCUCCCAACCGCAUGGCCUGAAUCAAAGUCCCAGGACACCUCGGAGCCCCAGAACGCCUCAGAGAACCCCGCAGACCCUCAGGCGGAGGCUCGCCAAGCCCCCCAAUCAGGAUACGGAGCGUGCGGUCGAGGAGCAGCGCCGCGCGUCUCCUGAUGGGGUUGCUUUUUAUCCCCAUCAUCAGGCCUCAGACAAUGCCGUGUUAAGAUGUAGCGACGUGGUCCACGCCGCCUCCAAGCUUCCUCACCUCUCCAAAGUGGUGAGCAUCGCAAACUCCGCCGCCAUGUCCUUCUUGGCCAGGGCGGCGGAGAAGCUCAACCUGACGUCGAGGAGAAAAGGCCAGCUUUCCCACGCCGCUUCCGCUCGUCUCUCCGACAGCUACAGGGACCUGAUCCAGAAAACCCCUCCUGCCGUCCCCCCCUGCCUGCUCCAAGCUGCUAUCAGAACCAAAGACUCGCCCAACGUUGGCAAGGUCAAAGUGGUGUUGCGAGUGAACCCGGCGACGAGCGAAGGUCAACCUCAGGUUCUGCACAUCGACCCGACCAAGAAAAGAGCCAUUUUAUUAGAACCCAUGCGCCAAAGUCCACCGCGCGCUAAGAAGACCUCCAGCAGGGACCUUCUCAAGGCCUUCCAUUAUGACGCCGUCUAUCCUCAAGACUCCAGUCAGACCGAGGUGUGCGCAGGCGUUUUGACGGACGCCAUCCGCUGCGUGCUGAGCGGCAGCGACGGAUGCGUGCUGGGUAUGGGCUGCGCCGAUGUGGGCUCCUGGUCCAGCAUGCUCGGCAAUGCCGAGAGCGUCCAUAAGCUCGGGCUGAUUCCGUGCGCCAUCUCCUGGCUGUACGGCGCCAUCGAGAAGCGGCGGGAGAAGACCUGGACGGAUCUGACCGUGUCCGUAUCUGCGGUGGAACUCUGCUGCGGGGAGGAGGACACGCUGAGAGAUCUCCUGGGGGAGGUCGUCCCUCCUUUAGGCGGCGUGCAGGACAGCCCGAGGGCUCACAUUCGGCUGCAGGAGGACCCCGUCCACGGCAUACAGCUGCGGAACCACAAUCGGGUGAAAGCUCCGAGCGCCGAGCGCGCCGCCUCCCUCCUGGAUGUGGCCAUAGCGGCGCGCCGGCACAAUGACUUCACCACCUUCUUGUCGCACAGCUCCAUCAUGUUCUUCACUCUGCACGUGCAACCCCCUCGCACGCAAGAAAGCGGCGCCGUUGGGAAAGGUGCACGGGGCCCAACCAAGUUGACCCUGAUUGACGUCUGCGGCGGCAUGAGGGGCGGGGUCGGAUACAUCCGAAAUAAACUUCCGCAUUCAGACCUGGGCCCCGUUGUUUUGUCGCUACUGAGCGGACAUAAAACCAUCCCCAAAAAGGGCAGUAAAUUAACCAUGCUCCUCCGCGAGUCCUUGAGUCACGCCAACUGCCACACCGCAGUGGUUGCUCAGGUUGCCAAUUCGCUGGCGCAGCUCCACGAAACCACCUCCGUCAUCCAGCUGGCCUCUCGCAUCCGCAGGACGCAGAAGAGGACCAAGCAAUCCGGCUCUUGCUCACCCGGUGGCAGGAGUUUGACUCGACAAAAAAGAGGCCCCCCGUCUUUUUCCCUGCGAGCGUUCCACUCCACGGACGAGGUCGACGUCGACGUGCAACGUUUUCGGCUCCGCGGGGAGCUGGAUGAAGGCUCCGGUAGCGAGCGGUCCUGCGAUACCGUCAUCCAGAUAGACUCCGAUGGAUCCAUCCGGCCGAGAGCUCCCCCCAAAUUAGCAAAACCGGAGUUCGUGCCCAUCAUACCCUCCUUACAUCCGUACAAGGCCGACACGGACGACCCGGAGUUCACCGCUUUACUCCAAGAGCUGCUGAAAAUUCCCAAACUCCGCGGGGAGAACGAGAAAGACGAGGCUCAAGGGCAGACCGAAAUGCCGAAAGCUGAAAUGAAGAAGCCGGAGAGGGACUGUCUGAAAUGCGACACGUUUGCCGAGCUUCAGGAGCGCUUGGGCUGCAUCGACGGAGAGGAAACGACGGAUUUGUUGAAGGCGUUCUCCCGAGGCCCUCCCGCGAACAACGCCGCGCAAAAGUCACCUUCCAACAAAGAGACGGGCAAGCAGGCUACCGCAGAAACGCCGCCGCCGCAGACGUUGAAGCCAGGGCUCGGCUUCGGUCAGACGUCGGGUCGGGAAAAACAAACGGAUGGUGCCUUUGGCGCGGAGCAUUUCCAGAGAGAGGACUCUGGUCUUUACGAUUGCGAGGAGUGCAGCGCAACCAGUUCCAGCGAGGAACCGCCCAAUCAAACUCUCAAUCGGACCGCGGCUCGUCGCUAUCAGUUCCCCAAAACCGGAGCGAUUCAGUCCGCCGACACGCUCCGUGGUGCUACCGACGCUUGCAUUCAGCCCACGGGGAGGCGGGACAGUCAAGAAGCCGCAGACUGGUUCAAAGCGGACAAUAGGACUUCGCCGGUCGGAAAGAGUUUACCCGCAUCUCCGCCUUCUCCUCCCCGCAGCCCUUCAAAACAUUUACAGAGCGGUUCCCCGUUUACGGACGUGGCGGCGAAGGACCUCCAAAAGGAUGCGAAGGAAAUGACGGCGACCAUCACCGUUACCGUACAACAGCCGCUGGAUUUCAGAGGUCAGGAUGAACUCGUCUUCUCGAUGGUGGAGGAGGUGACCAUCGGCGCGCUCGACGGCGGCAGGACGGGAGGCAACGUCAUUUGUAUCAAAGACACCACCCGGUCAACAGCGCGCCCGCAAGGUUCUGCCGGAGCGCAACCCAUCCGGAUCAUCGGCAAUAUAACGGAGGAGGACCCUGCGGCAGCAAGUCACGCCGAUGCCGCCCACGGCGCUUUUGUUCGACCGGGAGGUGCGGCGACUGGAAAAGGAACCUAUCCUUCAAGAAGGGAAAGAUCGCUUCCUUCGUUUAUAAACCCCAUGCCGGUAAAUGCGGAUGAACGGUGCCGUUCGGAUGACACGGAAGAAAGACGAACAACGGGGACGGCAGCCAAAUGCCCGCCGUCCGCCUCAGGCAAGAUCUGUAACCCGAGCGGCGGUCGCAUUUCCCGGGACGCGGCAGUCUUGGAACGUGGAUCUUUCCGUCAAGACAGUGCAGAAAGCAAAACGUCUGACGAGGGGAUCCGAAAUAUAGACAAAAGCCACCACGGAGACUGGGAGCGAGUUUACUCCGCCGACCCUCCAAAGGCCCUGCUGGGGGAUGACUCGGCUCGCCCGCGUGUUGGGAAGAGUCGGGUCGCCGGCGCUACUUUGGGUUGCCUGGAAACAAGCGCCGAGUCCUUGAAUACGGGUAGUCUACCUCGAAGCUGGCUAAACGCCAACCGUCACGUGGCAGCCGACGGAUGGAGGGACCCGAGGGGGUUGACAUCAUCCACUCCGUGCAGCCCCGGGGCAACCCUAGAGAGGAGGCGGGGCGAGCCGUCUUCCCCGGCGGGCCGCAACCUCCGCUAUAGCCCUCCGCUGAAAUAUGAAACGGACUACAAGCGGGAGGCCGGGAGACCGCUGGGAAGGGGUGUCGGAUUAUCGUUUGAGAGCUCAAAGGUCGGGAUGAAACACGAUCACACCGCCGGGAGGGUGAUGUCACCCUUGGAGGAGAGCGGCAGUCUUUUUCCAGCCGAAAGGGAUCCGUUGACCGGCAAAUCCCUCGGGAGGAACGCGUGCAACUUGCCAUCUUUUGACAGGGGGGGGAGCUACAAGAAAGGUUCCGACUGCUCCGGCAAAGGUGCUCGCAAAGGCGAUUGUACAAUACCGAGAGCCAGCAAAACCUCCAGGAAGACUCGCCAGGCGAGCCACGGUCACAGUCGCGUCCCUUCCGAAACGGAAACUCACCCCAGGCCCGCGCAUUCAAAGCUGUCUGCUGUAGGGAAACUCAAGCUAGCCUGUCCCAAAGUGCGGCGCCUGUCCGCCCCCAGCAUCAAGAACCUGAGUCUCCCCCGUAAAGGCCCGCAGCAGGCCAUCAACCGCAGCGCCAGCCUUUCCCCGGACGGCAAAACCGUCAACUUUGAGAGGACUUCCUCAUGGGUCUCCUCUUCCCCUCCGGCCUCCUUCCGCUCCAUCAGCCGGACGCCCAGUCAAAGCUCGGCGCGCUCAUCCGCAAAAUCCGCCAUUCAGGGAUUCGCCAACGGCCGCGUUUCAGACUUCCUGAAAGAAAGACCCGAGCGGGCGGACCCGACGGGGUGCUUCCCUUCUCCCUACAGCCAAGUCACCUCGCCGCGGACGCCGCCUCACAUGAGCGGACACGCGAGCGACACCACCAGUGUGCUCAGUGGCGAUUUGCCGCCGGCCAUGGGGAAAACGUCGCUGUAUUUCUCAAACAGGCGCAGUACGAUGAGCAGCGGCUACGAUAGCUUGGUGAGGGACGGCGAAGCCGCAGCCAGCUGCGCAUCCAACGGAGAUUCCGUAAGCGACGGGAGCGGCUCCCUUCUCAGAGAGGCUCACGGGGGCAGAUCAUCUCAGCGGAGAGGCCACGCAGGCGCUCACCCGCGUCAUGUUUCCAGCGACGCCCCCCUGGCCGCAAGACAAUCGUCUAGCGGUCUGCAAUCUGGCCGGGCGGAUCAAGGGAUCCCAGAGGACUACGACGUCAAAGUAUACCGCAUUGACAACGCGCAAGCGGUGCAGAAAAAAGCGACUCGCCCGCUUCAGCGGCAGCAAGCGACGCUGUUUGGAGCUCAGGCGGGCGAUCAGAGACGUCACAGUCCAGUCCCGCAAAUUGAGCAAAGAUCUGGAGCAGGUCGGAUAGAAUCUCGCGCAGGUGCACAACGCGCAGAGUUCAAACGGCAAGCUUUGGCGGAGUUUCGCGGCGAGUUCUCUGGAGCUCCUGGGGGACCUUGAGGAGAGGUGAUCGGAAGAUUGCGUGGCGAUGAGAAGCCAGCGGCUCCUUUGGUGGAUGCCCCCCCACCCCCUCACAGGAAAGUCUCACAAUGGAACUGCGCUUCAUUUAACACCCAGAGAACACGGUGGUUAAACUCGUGUACACACUACAUGUAAGUUAACUACACAAAUCACCAAUGGAUGAAAUACAUGCCACCUUAAUGUUUGUUUUUAUUGUCAGAUACUAUCAUGUCGAAUUUGCCUGUAAAAAAAAAAAAAAAAAAAAAACCCAAAAGGAUC
Hippocampus zosterae (dwarf seahorse) is the source of this 6090-nucleotide messenger RNA. It is a transcript of the gene kif26bb, whose product is annotated as kinesin family member 26Bb. Gene Ontology annotation, biological process: microtubule-based movement. NCBI's taxonomy places the organism in Eukaryota, Metazoa, Chordata, Actinopteri, Syngnathiformes, Syngnathidae. The record is from RefSeq and is a predicted model, not a curated record. Gene Ontology annotation, molecular function: ATP binding; microtubule binding; microtubule motor activity.